Molecule: messenger RNA, 3107 nt
Organism: Ilex paraguariensis (yerba mate)
Lineage: Eukaryota; Viridiplantae; Streptophyta; Magnoliopsida; Aquifoliales; Aquifoliaceae
Source: the annotation of a GenBank genome assembly
AUAAUCUGAUGGGUUGUUUUGAUGUUGCGAUUCGGAUGUUUUUAAAGAUGAUUUCAUUUAGAAUUUUGCCAACCCAGUACUCGUUUACGAAUAUUUUUGCUUCAUGUGCUUCCAUUGAAGCAUUGGAUAUAGGCAGGAAGGUUCACUCGUUUGUUGUUAAGCUUGGGCUCAGCAGCUAUAUUCCUGUGGCGAAUUCAUUGUUAAAUAUGUACGCAAAGUCUGGUGAUCCAGUUAUGGCCAAUAUUGUUUUUAACAGGAUGACACUGAAGAGCGUUUCUAGCUGGAAUGCUAUGAUUUCAUUGCACAUACAGUCUGGUCGAGUUGAUCUUGCAGUGUUUCAAUUUGAACAAAUGACUGAACGUGAUAUUGUUUCCUGGAAUUCAAUAAUUGCGGGUUACAAUCAGCUUGGAUUUGAUCUUGAAGCAUUGGAAGUGUUCUCUAAGAUGCUUAAGGUUUCUUCAUUGAAGCCUGAUAAGUACACUUUGGCUAGUGCUUUAGCUGCUUGUGCCAAUAUGGAGACUAUAAGUCUAGGGAAGCAAAUUCAUGCUUGGAUUAUGAGAACAGAAUUUGAUACUUCUGGACCAGUUGGGAAUGCAUUAAUCUCCAUGUACUCCAAGUCUAGUGGGGUUGGAAUUGCGCGAACAAUUUUAGAACAAAAUGUGACUUCCAAUCUCAAUGUUAUAGCAUUUACCGCCCUACUAGACGGAUAUAUCAAGCUUGGAGAUAUAAAUCCAGCCAGACAGAUUUUCGACUCAUUAAGGGACCGUGAUGUGGUUGCCUGGACUGCCAUGAUAGCUGGUUACGUGCAGAAUGGCUUCUGUAAUGAUGCUAUGGAGCUCUUCAAAUUAAUGGUUAGAGAGGGCCCAAGGCCAAACAACUACACUCUAGCAGCCAUGUUGAGUGUGAGUUCGAGUCUGGCUUCUUUAGAUCAUGGCAAACAAAUCCAUGCAAAAGCCAUUAGGUGGUGGGAAGCAUCAUCAGUUUCUGUAAGCAAUGCUUUAAUUACCAUGUACUCCAAAGCCGGAAGCAUCAUAGGUGCAAGACGAAUAUUCAAUCUAAUACUCUGGAAUAGGGACACUGUCUCUUGGACUUCCAUGAUCAUAGGUUUAGCUCAACAUGGUCUUGGGGAGGAAGCUGUUGAACUAUUUGAGAGGAUGCUCACAGUUGGCGUUCAGCCCGAUCACAUAACUUAUGUUGGUGUGCUGUCUGCCUGCAUCCAUGUGGGACUGGUAGAACAAGGCCGUAGUUACUACAGAAUGAUGAAAGAUAGACACGGAAUUGAACCCACUCCAAGCCACUAUGCUUGCAUGAUUGAUCUGUUUGGGCGUGCUGGAUUGCUGCAAGAAGCACAUGAUUUCAUAGAAAAUAUGCCAAUUGAACCAGAUGUCAUUGCCUGGGGUUCACUUUUAGCUUCUUGUAGGGCACACAAAAAUGUUGAUCUGGCAAAGGUUGCAGCAGAGAGGUUGCUUCUAAUUGAGCCAGACAACAGUGGGGCCUACUCAGCACUUGCUAAUGUCUAUUCUGCUUGUGGAAAAUGGGAGGAUGCUGGUAAGAUUAGAAAGUCAAUGAAGGAGAGACAGGUGAAGAAAGAUCAAGGAUUCAGUUGGGUUCAAAUAAAAAAUCAAGUUCAUAUCUUUGGUGUUGAAGAUGCACUUCACCCACAGAGAAAUGCAAUUUAUCAGACGAUGGCAAAAAUCUGGAAAGAGAUAAAAAAGAUGGGUUUCAUUCCAGAUGCUGAAGCAGUGUUGCAUGAUCUUGAUCAAGAAGUUAAAGAGCUAAUCCUUAGACAUCAUAGUGAAAAGCUUGCCAUUGCAUUUGGUCUAAUGAAUACUGCAGAGAAUACUACUUUGAGGAUCAUGAAGAACCUUAGAGUCUGUAAUGACUGUCACUCUGCCAUAAAAUUUAUCUCCAAACUUGUGGGCAGAGAAAUCAUAGUAAGAGAUUCUACACGGUUUCAUCAUUUCAAAGAUGGUUCUUGUUCCUGUCGAGAUUAUUGGUAGGAAUAAAGUGAACAUUCCUAAAAUAUUUAUUGGUUUGGAAGAAUAUCUGAGACAAUUGGCCAAUGAUUUGUGCGCUAUAAUGUUUACAUGUUUCUUUUGCUGCUUUACUGAUCAUACCGUAUUGGGGCUUGUGUGCACCAAAUCGUCGUGCUUUCAAAGAAACUCCAUUGGACAGGCCUUGGUGGAAGAGUUCAGAAUAAAAUGGCUAUGGGUAUAAAUUUUAUGGGUUGAUGAUUGUUCAUUCCAGGCUUUUGCACCCUGUUACAUUUAUUUGUUUCACUGGACCUGAAUCCUUGGACCAACAAGAGGGCUAUACAUCAUAUUUUCCUGGAAUUGUAGUCCAAUCAAUCAGAGCUGACUGGAGAUUUGCAGAAUAUUGUUAAAUGAGGCAGUUAUCUCAAGUUACAUCUUUGUGCACGUCUCCUUCUGACAGCAUCAAGAUUGGAUAUGUUCAAACCUCAAAAAAAAUAAGGAACUGCAAUACAAAGAGUUGCUAUCCCUUUUGGUCUUCGGUAAUCAAGGGUGCUGGGACUUGGUCCUCACAUUUUGCAGAGUCACAAUUCUUGCAUUUGAGGCCACAACCAUAGGGUUGCCAGUCUGUCACUUUUAUCACUCCACCAGAUAAUGGCACUUGAAGAACUGCAAUAGAAAUCUGGUACCAACAAAAGUGAAGCGUGUUACUCUGCUUAGAGAUACUGGAGAUCGUAGUCUCAAUCCUAACAUCAUAGAAGGUCUUUUCAUGGAAAAUACCCAAGAUUUUGCAGCGAUGAUUCUCUGAUUUGUCCAUCCUUGAAGUUCCAAAGCUGAUAAUAGUUCUAAAGAAGAAUGCCUCCAUGACAUUCGGUGUACAUUUCCAGCAGUCUCACCACUAGUACUUGACAGAUCUUAUAAUGUUUCUAUAAGGGAAAUGCUUUUUGUAUAGCAGAUCAAGUGAAGCAUAAAAUUUUGACGAUGUCAAAACGUUGAAUUUCAUGACUAGGAUGCACCCAGCUUCCCUCUUUAAGUAAUGUUAGAGCAGGGUCCUAUUUCUGAAAUUCGAUAAACAAAUGUUAGAGCUGAGGGCCAAAGUCCUCACCAAUAGUUGCAUCAGUGUUUGAUUGUAUUUUU